Messenger RNA from Stereum hirsutum FP-91666 SS1, 171 nucleotides. RefSeq lists its product as uncharacterized. The transcript has 2 exons. The record is from RefSeq and is a predicted model, not a curated record. Gene Ontology annotation, cellular component: transcription factor TFIIH core complex. The annotation marks the transcript as partial. Gene Ontology annotation, biological process: nucleotide-excision repair; transcription initiation at RNA polymerase II promoter. Lineage: Eukaryota; Fungi; Basidiomycota; Agaricomycetes; Russulales; Stereaceae.
CUUUGCAGCGAUUCUGCAGUAAAGCAGAUAUUGCUGACCAUGAAUGAGAAGCAAAGUUUCAUUAUCGAGGACUUGGACGACUUCCAUAUUGUCAUCAAGGCAGAUGAAGAGUGGCGAGUGCGUCGUGAGCUCGAGGCAGAGCUAGAGAAAAACACCUAUACCUUAGAUUGA